UCAGUUCUCUCAUUCACCUUCUUUCUCUCUCAACGUUUCUCUCUCUAUAUUUAUCACUUCCUCCUCCAUUGUUGCCCAAACGCUGCCUCGAUAAAAUGCCAUUGUAAAAUCAAAUUAUCGUCGAAUUUUGGAAUCGUGUGAUCAAAAACAGAGAUGCAAUCACAGAAUCGCUGAUUUCACCCGUGUGGAUUACAUGCAGCAAUGAUUCAAUUACCUUUUCCUCUAUUAAUCAAUUGAAUCUGCUGAUGCCAGUUCAACCAUCAGUUGCUCGGAUAAAUCUUGUUCCUGUUUCACGACCAAGAACAGUAUAAUCUAAUGUCUAACGCAGCAAAAUCUCUGGAACCUGCUUUUCAGGGAGUUGGUCAAAAAGCAGGGCUUGAGAUAUGGAGAAUUGAGAACUUCCAACCAGUUCCCUUGCCAAAACCUGACUAUGGCAAAUUCUACUGCGGAGAUUCUUAUAUCAUUCUACAGACAAUUGCUGGAAGAGGAGGCGGUUAUCAUUAUGAUGUACACUUCUGGCUCGGAAAGGAUACUAGCCAAGAUGAAGCAGGGACUGCGGCUAUCAAAACUGUCGAACUUGAUGCAGUUCUUGGCGGCCGUGCUGUUCAGUACAGAGAAUUGCAAGGACACGAGUCCGACAAAUUCUUGUCAUACUUUAAACCUUGUAUCAUACCACUAGAAGGUGGUGUUGCAUCCGGGUUUAAGACACCAAAAGAAGAAGAGUUUGAAACUCGAUUAUACAUCUGUAGAGGAAAACGUGUUGUAAGGUUGAAACAGGUCCCGUUCUCCCGAUCAUCAUUGAAUCACGACGAUGUCUUUAUUCUCGACACUGAAAACAAGAUAUAUCAGUUCAAUGGUGCAAACUCCAACAUUCAAGAAAGGGGAAAGGCCUUAGAAGUAGUCCAGUUUCUGAAGGACAAGUACCACGAAGGGACUUGUGAUGUUGCAAUCGUUGAUGAUGGAAAAUUAAAAGCUGAAUCAGAUUCUGGUGAAUUCUGGGUUCUCUUCGGAGGUUUUGCUCCCAUUGGUAAAAAAGUUAUCACCGAUGAUGAUGUUGUUGCAGAUAAGACUUCCCCACAACUUUACAGCAUAAAAGAUGGCAAUGCUAAUGCCAUAGAAGGAGAGCUUUCCAAGUCACUUCUUGAAAAUAACAGAUGUUAUUUGUUGGAUUGUGGCAAUGAGAUAUUUCUUUGGGUUGGCCGAGUGACUCAAGUCGAUGAGAGAAAAGCUGCUAGUCAAGCUGCAGAGGUGUUUGUUACUAGCCAAAGUAGACCAAAAUCAACACAAAUAAUCCGGCUUAUUCAAGGUCAUGAGAAUCAUGCUUUCAAAUCCAAGUUUGACUCCUGGCCAGUGGCAUCAUCUACUACUGUUGUUGAGGAGGGAAAGGGGAAAGUAGCAGCCUUACUGAAACAGAAAGGUGGCGGCGUAAAGGCAGCUACUAAAAAUGCUCCAGUUGUCGAGGACAUCGUUCCUCCUUUGCUUGAAGGAGGUGGAAAACUGGAGGUUUGGCGAAUCAAUGGCAGUGAGAAAACCGCAGUUCCAGCAGAAGAAAUAGGAAAAUUUUACAGUGGGGAUUGCUACAUUGUGCUUUACACAUAUAAUCACCAUGAAAGAAAGGAAGAUUUCUAUUUGUGUAGCUGGAUUGGGAAAGACAGUGUUCAGGAAGUAGUAGAGACAGCUACUAGAUUGUGUAAUACAGUGUAUAACACACUAAAAGGGAGACCAGUGCAGAGCCGGAUAUAUCAAGGGAAAGAGCCACCUCAAUUUAUAGCCAUAUUCCAGCCCAUGGUGACCCUUAAGGGUGGAAUGAGCUCUGGUUACAAGGAUCGUAUAGCUGAAAAGGGCGGAAAAGAUGAGACCUACACUGCCGAUGGUGUUGCAUUAUUCUGCAUAUCUGGAACUUCUGUGCAUAAUAAUAAAGCUGAGCAAGUUGAUGCGGUGGCCACAUCAUUGAACUCGAAUCAGUGUUUUGUGCUUCAAUCUGGAACAACAAAUUUCUGUUGGAUAGGGAAUCAAAGUACCGUUGAGCAGCAGCAAUUAGGAGUCAAGGUUGCAGAAUUUCUCAAGCCUGGAUCACCAAUCAAGCACACUAAAGAAGGAACCGAGAGCUCGGUCUUUUGGGGUGCUGUCGGAGGAAAAAAGCCCCACACCAGUAAGAAUUCCGCACCGGAGACUCCCAGGGAUCCUCACUUGUUUGCUUACUCCAUUAAUAAAGGAAAAUUUGAGGUUGAAGAAAUAUACAGAUUCUCUCAAGAUGAUCUGUUAACGGAGGAUAUGUUGAUACUUGAUACACAUGCGGAAGUGAUUGUUUGGGUUGGCCAAUUAGUGGACACAAAAGAGAAGCAAUCUGCUUUCGAGAUUGGACAGAAAUACGUGGAGAUGGCUGCCUCACUUGACGGAUUGGCCCCAAAUGUUCCACUUUACAAAGUUUCUGAAGGAAAUGAGCCAUGCUUCUUUACCACAUAUUUUUCGUGGGAUCCUGCAAAAGCAAAUGUAUGUGGGAACUCAUUCCAAAAGAAGGCUUUGCAACUCUUUGGUUAUGGCAAUGAGGAUAAGUCCAAUUCUUCGAAUAAUGAGGGACCAACUCAAAGGGCUUCAGCUUUGGCAGCUUUGAACACUGCAUUCAAUUCUACUUCAUCUCCGAAACCAGUCACAGCCCCUAGGGGCCAAGGGCAGAGAGCUGCUGCAGUGGCUGCUUUAUCUUCUGUUUUGACUGCUGAGAAACGAUCACCCGAAUCAUCUCCAGGUCGAAGGCUCAGAAGUCCACGUGCAGAAGCUAGCCCUACUGCUCGAACUCCAAGGAAGAACACAGAGGCUUCUGCCUUUGCGGAAGAAGCCAAAGAAAAUUUGGAAGGGAAGGAUUCGGAGCCAGCUGAGCCUAAUGAAGAUGCUAAUGAGGAGGAAAACGAGCAAUACAUGGGUGCCUCUAAAGCUGUUGAGGGUACAUAUAGUUAUGAGCAGCUCAAAUCCAAGUCCAUCCCAGGGAUUGAUUCCAAACACCGAGAGGCCUAUCUUUCCGUGGAAGAAUUCCAGACAGUGUUUGAGAUGAGCAAAGAAGCUUUCUACCAGACCCCGAAAUGGAAGCAAGACCUUCUCAAAAAGAAAGCUGAGCUCUUCUAGAAAACGCGCAUUUCUCCCUCAGGUCUUCGUGCCUCAUCUCAUAUAUCUCUUACUACAACUACCUAAGUACUUACUCAUAAAGCUGCAAAUUGUUAGGCAUUGGUUUUGGUUCCUUUCUUUUGCUUUCAACUUUUCUCUGCAUUUACUCUUCUUUUCUUUUUCUUUUUCUGCAUCCUUGUGAUCAUUUUUAUUUUUUGCUACAAUUUACUAGCGUUUGAUCGAAAGGGUGUCAAUGUAUUGCUAUUACACUAUUUAUGAGACUAGAAGGAGUGCAGAUGAUAUUAUUUAAUGAAUUGUAUGAUAUUUGUCCGUAUUAUUGAUA
Messenger RNA from Salvia hispanica, 3442 nucleotides. RefSeq names its product villin-3-like. Gene Ontology annotation, biological process: actin filament severing; cytoskeleton organization. The record is from RefSeq and is a predicted model, not a curated record. Lineage: Eukaryota; Viridiplantae; Streptophyta; Magnoliopsida; Lamiales; Lamiaceae. Gene Ontology annotation, molecular function: actin filament binding.